Messenger RNA from Glarea lozoyensis ATCC 20868, 540 nucleotides. RefSeq lists its product as uncharacterized. Bases 1 to 540 code for a protein of 179 amino acids. The record is from RefSeq and is a predicted model, not a curated record. Lineage: Eukaryota; Fungi; Ascomycota; Leotiomycetes; Helotiales; Helotiaceae. The transcript has a single exon.
AUGCAAUAUUCCAUCAAGAACCUCCUUUUCGGAGCCGCUGCGCUCGCUGCUGUCGCCGCUGCCAACUCGGUGACCUUCCAAAAUCAAGACAGUGUCACCCGGACCAUUGUUUUCACUGGAUCGGAGAACAUGGCCAGCCCUGAGAAUUUCGUGCUCGAGGGUCAUGGCAUCACGAAGGUCGAAUUCCCGACUGGAUGGAUCGGUAACUGGUACGCUGUCUCUGAGGGAGCAGACAAUGUCCCCGGAAUGCUUGGAGAGGUAACUUUCGACGCCUUCAACGGCAUCACCUUUUUUGACAUCUCUGCGAUUGUCAACCCAGACGACGUAAAUAAUGUCAAGAUGUUAUACCCCGCCAACCUCGAGCUUCCUACCUCCGGCUGCCAGGACUUUCCAUGCGCCAAUGCCUACAACAAGUGGGAUGAUGUCCAAACCCAAGCUACCGCGGACCACGACCUCGUCUGCUUGUUGGGCACACUCGAGGCUCAACCUGAGCCUGAGCGCCGUCUCCGCCGUGGUUCUCGCAAGGACUCCGCCAACUAA